Molecule: messenger RNA, 2034 nt
Organism: Cantharellus anzutake
Lineage: Eukaryota; Fungi; Basidiomycota; Agaricomycetes; Cantharellales; Hydnaceae
Product: CFS1-like protein
Exons: 14
Coding region: 426-1772 (448 amino acids)
Biological process (GO): lipid biosynthetic process
Source: RefSeq, a predicted model, not a curated record
CUCCAACGUCCUACAGCAAGGUACAAUCGCUUUCCAUGGGAGCUCAUGCUUCGGCCAGGGUUGGAGUCAAAGGAUUCAUCGACGUUAGCGACCUUCUGGCGAUUUAUUUCAUGCAAUCGUCACGCUUGUCACGUAACGGUUGGGACUGCUGUUUUCGCCCUUCGCCGUGAUCCAAACCUUGAGCUCGAGUUAACCACUCUUGGGAAGAGCUAACAACUGAUUCCCGGACCCUUACUCAAUCCAGCGAGCCAAUGAAUUUACUCAGUACUGCUAUCCUUGUUGACAUAAGGCCGCCUUUUUUCGGAUGGGGACUCGAGAGAGCUGGAUCAGCUACUUAAAUCCUCUCCCGCCUGGCAAUAUGAAGCUAUUCAUCAUCUCCCCCCCCCGCUCUAGUCCUUUAUCCUCAACACUUUCCGUCUUCUCAAAUGAUUUCGAAGCUGAUGCACUCUAUGACUAUGUGUUAUAAUGAACUUGCCCGAUUGUAUCUCCUCUCUGUCCUUGAACAGGGCGUCAAGAAGGGAGAGCUUGUCGUCCAGGAGGGAGGUGCUGUUCGUCAUACUUUCGGUAACCCCAAGACCGGCCGUUGCAUCGGUGGCGUAGCUAUCCAAGUCAAGGACGAACGAUUCUGGGGGAAAGUGCUAGGUGGCUCAGAUUUAGGCUUCGCUGAAGCGUACAUGCUUGGAUACGUGGAUUUGGAGGACAUCAAGAAAGUCCUGAAUGUUUACCUGGACAACCGUGAUUCCAUGACGGCGAUGGCAACUCCAUUCUACCGUCUGUACUCUGUCCUGUCCGGUUUCAAGAAUUACCUUCUGGGGCAAACCCUUGAAGCGGCUCAUUUAAAUGCCAUUGCCGGAUAUGAUGUAUCCAACGAUCUUUUCCAAGCUUUCCUAAGUGAGGAAAUGAUGUACAGCUGUGCUUUGUGGGGUCCAGAAGAGGGGGGGGUGCGCGGGGACAUCGAAUAUGGACCAUCUAUCCGAGAUCUGGAGACGGCACAGUUACGCAAGAUCCACCACGUACUCAUGAAAGCGCGUGUUCGACCGGGUGAUCGUGUUCUCGAAUUUGGUACGGGGUGGGGUGCUCUGGCAAUUGAGGCUGCACGGACGUACGGGGCUACUGUUGACACGUUAACCCUUUCGGCAGAGCAGAAAUUGCUCGCUGAAGAGCGGAUUGAAGCAGUAGGACUAUCGGACAAGAUCACGGUCCACCUGCUCGACUACCGAUGCUUGCCGGAUUCGUUCCACAAGGCUUUUGAUGCGUUCGUGAGCAUCGAGAUGGUUGAACACACCGGAGCUGCAUAUCAUACGACAUAUUUCAGCAUCAUUGACUGGGCGCUGAAGAAUGAUCGGGGCGCAGCAGUCAUCUCUGCUACCACGCAACCUGAGUCCCGGUACUCUGUCUGCCAAGCAACCGAUUUUGGAAGGAAAUACAUUUGGCCGAAAGCUCUUCUUCCAAGUCCCACGGCGCUCAUCACAGCUGCAUAUAAAGCCACUUCGGGAAAGAUGACGCUAGAAAGUGUUGAAGAUCAUACGACGCACUAUCCGCGCACGUUACGGGAAUGGGGACGUCGCCUGACAGCUAAGAUCGACUCCGUGAUAGCGCCGAAGCUAUCGGAACAGUAUCCGGAGUUACAGGAUCCUAGACAUCUAGAAACCUUCAGAAGGAAGUGGAUGUAUCUCUUUGCGUACGCUGAAGCUGGGUUUUCGCGCGCUUAUGCAACUUGCCACAUGUUAACUUUCGUGAGGCCGGAGAACGUCUCUGAAUUUUGUGAUUGAGAGCUUUACUCUUCGUUCGUUCUUAUUUCAACUUGGGUCAUUCGUUUUUUUUGUUACAGUUGUCAAUUUGUUUUUGUUUUUGUUUUUUUAUCCUCUGUUCUAACCGCUGUUCUCGACCUAGAAAAGCAGUUUCUAGUUUACUACGACUUUCGAAUGUUGCAAUGAGCACACGCUCAUGCUGCAGCUCAUGGUAUAUUUAUCAUCUUGUGUACGAUAGCUAUUUCGGCCACUCAAAUGGAAGAACGUACACGUGACUCUCGUC